AUGGACUCGCCAGCCAGUUCAAACCAAAGCCGCGAAGGCGGUCCACGCAAGUAUGCUUUUAACCGCGAGGGCGCUCGCGAACGAGAAAUGCACCUCUACCUCCCCUACUGGGGCUUCUCCGACUCCGAAAAGUUUGCCCAGCAGUCGGUCGGACACCACCCGAACGUGUCGCGCGACAAUGUCCUCACUGUCUUUGCGCAGCUGGCCGCCCUCCGCAUGAACGCGCAGCGCGCUCUCAUCUCCCUGUUUGAUAAGACAAUGCAGCAUGUGGUUGCGGAGGCGACACCAGACCUAAGUCUGCGGGCGGCGGACGGCCGCGACCGGGCGGAUGCGCUGUGGCUGGGGGUGCGCCGGCUGCCGCGCCAGAAGGUGACCAUGUGCUAUCAUGCGGUCAAGUCGUUUAUUGAAGAGGGUCGAGAUAUUUUCGUGGCUAGUGACUUGACGAGCGACGAUCGGUUCAAGAAUCAUCCCUCAGUCACAGGCCAUCCCCACAACCGGUUCUAUGUCUCGGUGCCGAUCACGUCGCCGGAUGACUAUGUGAUUGGGAGUCUGGCGGUGCUGGAUGAUCAGCCGCGGGAUGGGGUGACUGAGGACCAGGAACAUCUUCUCAAGGAGCUCUCGGCCACCGUCAUGGAUCAUUUGCUGUGUCAGCGAGCGAUGCGGGAGGAGUACCGUGAAGAGCGCAUGGUGCGGGCGCUGGGAUUGUUCGUCAAAGGCAAGUCGGAUCUCAAUGAGUGGUUUGACAGUGGGGAUGCGCGGGAUAAGAAAUAUGGGGGGCAGAUGGGUCUUCUGAACAAGAAAUUGGAGAAGCUACAGAUCACCGGGUCUAAUCGUGAGGAUAGCCAGGAUGGCGAGGAUGACAAGGAUGAUACGGAUGGCAAGGAUGACAAUGCUGGCCAGGACCAGGACAACGAAAUACCAGAGACUCACUCCAAGCACAAGCACGGCAAGCAUGGAUCCCCCGUCCAAAGGUUCAAACAAGGUGGCGAGCACGAGACCGACGAAGAAGAGAAAGACGCAAAGCCCGACGAAAAGAGCCACAAGAAGCGACCAACACUCUCCCCCACCACUAGCCAAUUGCAGGAUUCCCUAGCGCCCACCAACGUCCGGUCCGUAGUCAACCGCGCCGCUUCGAUGAUCUACCAAGCCCUCGACGUCGAAGGCGCCAUGUUCAUCGACGCCAGCGUGUACGCACGGCGGCAGACAGUGGGAUUUACCGAGUCUAAACUUGAUAACCCUGAAGCUUACAUUGGCCAGCAAUCCCUGGACACCGCCGGCAUGGAGGAGCAGGCCCCAUCGAUGUCCAUCCCCGGGUCCCGUUCCGAUACCGACGCGUCGGAUGACGACUCGCAGUCCCGAAGUCUCGUGCUCGGUCAUUAUACCUCGACUACCUCCGAGGCAGGAGUCAACCUGAACGAUAGCCACUACGUCUCGCUCUCGGGUAGUUUCAUCACCCAUCUCAUCGACCAGUAUCCCCGGGGUAAGAUCUUCCAUAUCGAGGAAGAUGGGUCCAUUUCCCUGAGCUACGAGGGGGUCGCCGAUGAAAUGAAUUACUCCCGCACAGGAAGCCGCGGAGCAAUGUCGACCGAGCCGGAAAAGAAGAAUAUCCAGCAGGAGACCAUGGACAUCAAGGAAUUGAUGAAGGUCCUCCCGGAUGCACGCUGUAUCGCCGUCUAUCCCGUCUGGGACUUUCAGCGGGGCCGGUGGUUCACCGUCUGCCUGGUAUGGGCCAAUGACCCUGGCCGAGUGCUGUCGGAACCCAAGGACUUGACGUACUUGGCUGCCUUUAGCAACACCGUCAUGGCCGAGGUGUCCCGGUUCGACUUGGAGGCCGCCGACCGAGCCAAGAGUGACUUUAUCUCGUCUAUCUCGCACGAGCUGCGGUCGCCUUUGCAUGGGCUGCUGGGCACGGUCGAGUUGCUGCAGGAAAUGGUCAAUAGCUACGCGCAGAAGUCCCUGAUUGAGACGGUCUACAGCUGCGGUCGCACAUUGCUGGACACAUUGAACCACCUUCUAGAUUAUGCCAAGAUCAAUACGCUCACUCGGCCGCGUCCAUCAGAGAAGGCUGCCGCGCACGGCAGCGACGUGUCCAAGCCCCAGAGUGCCGUGCCAGGGUCUCUUCAGGACGAGAACCUGAGCGUGCUGGUGCAAGAGGUCGUGGAGGGUCUGCUUGCCGGCGCAGAGUACCAGCGGCGGGGCGCAAAUGGGGAUAGUGACGCGCUGGCCAAGAAGGAGGAUCUCGGCCCGAAGAACCGUCUCAUCACCAUCGUCGAUAUCGAGUGCCAGGACAGCUGGCGGUUUAGUGUAUAUGCCGGUGCCUGGCGCCGAGUGGUCAUGAAUCUCUUCGGUAAUGCUCUCAAAUACACCCAGGCGGGCUACAUCCGGCUGCGGAUGAGACGCGAUACCCUGCUGGUGGAUGGCAAGAAAACCCCUGCGAUUCGCAUGACGUUCAGUGACUCGGGCCGCGGCAUGUCCAAGGACUUUCUCACAAAUCAUCUCUACAGCGCCUUUCUGCAGGAAGACACGACCUCUCCGGGCCUGGGAGUCGGGCUGCAUCUUGUCCAUCAAAUCGUCAAGUCACUCAAAGGGCAGAUCAAGUUCACCAGUGAAGUCGGCAAGGGAACGGACGUCGAUGUUGUACUGCCUAUCGAACCACCCGAGGCGUCCAGUCCUUCGUCCCCUCGCUCAUUUGCCCCCUUGAAGGAGCAGCUGAGCGGCAUGACGGUUUCACUAUUCACACGCAGCUCCAAGUUGGGCGACCUGGGAUUCGACCCUCGGGUUUUCGACCGCAUCCGCAGCAGCCUCGGGCGCAUGGUAUCCGGCUGGUUCGGACUCCGCGUCCUGACCCCUGACGAGCUCGAUUCGACCAAGCCGGAUUUCGCCAUCGUGACGGAACACGAGUAUCGCAACUACUAUAUCGAAGGCUCGAACGAGCCCAAGCCAGACAGUGGAGAGAUCCAGCCUGCGCUCCCGUUGAUUGUUCUCUCCGCCCGAACGAGCAGCUGGAAGGCCUUGGGAGAGAGCGUCGAGGAUUCGGUCAUUUUCCUCACCCAACCGGUGAGCCCGAAAACGCUGGCCACGGCUUUUGAGCAUUGUAUGGGCCAGCCAGAGCGAUCGAACAGUUCAUCGCCGCGGAGACUGCCCUCGCCCGUGCGGCCUGUGGAGGACGCGCCCCCGGACACGGAUAACAUGUUUGAGGGCAUGGUGAACGGCGAGAAAGAUCGGGUGCUAGAGCCUGUCCUUGGACGAGCAGUUAACGGUGAAGCCCGGCAGCAACAGAACACCGAUGGGGAUGACCGCAAAGGAGCAAAGAAUAUUCUUCUCGUAGAGGAUAACCCGGUCAAUCUGAAGAUCAUUGAAAUGUGCGUCAAAACCGGCGGCUUCUCCUACGACACGGCAAAGAACGGGCUCGAGGCAUUGGAAAAGUUCAAGGCGGGUAAAUACGACGCAGUCGUCAUGGACAUUUCCAUGCCGGUCAUGGACGGCCUCACAGCCACGCGGCAGAUGCGCGCGUUUGAACGAAAGAAAAAGCGUCCCCCGACCACUAUUAUCAUCCUGACUGCCGUCCUCUCCGCGUCGAUGCAGCACGAGGCCAUGAUGAGCGGGGUGAACCUGUUCCUGACGAAACCUACGCCGCUGAAGCAGCUCAAGGAGAUUCUGCGGAAUCUGUCUGAUGGGAAGGGCUUGCCGCAAAAUUAG
Messenger RNA from Aspergillus lentulus, 3699 nucleotides. The record is from RefSeq and is a predicted model, not a curated record. NCBI's taxonomy places the organism in Eukaryota, Fungi, Ascomycota, Eurotiomycetes, Eurotiales, Aspergillaceae.